Drosophila novamexicana is the source of this 1764-nucleotide messenger RNA. RefSeq lists its product as uncharacterized. Lineage: Eukaryota; Metazoa; Arthropoda; Insecta; Diptera; Drosophilidae. Bases 1 to 1764 code for a protein of 587 amino acids. The record is from RefSeq and is a predicted model, not a curated record. The transcript is spliced from 2 exons.
AUGGAGCUACACGCUGGACACUGGCUGCUGCUGCUCGGACUGUGCCUUGACCGAGCGCUGACCUGGCCGCCGCUGGAGCUGGAGCUGGAGCGCGAGCAGGCGCCAGUUGUUGACAAGUUAUCAAACGUGCUGCAGGCGAUAUUGAAUGCGAGCUGCUCGGCGCACAAUCUGAGCAUCUCGGUGAGCAGCGUCUAUCGGGAGCAACUGCCGCCGACGCAGCGGCAUCUGGUGGAGCGCGUGCUGGAACGUAGCCGGCGGCAGGCGCAAUUACUGCUGCUCUUCUUUGUGCUGGACGCGCAGCAGCUGAUCGCCGCCGCGGAACGCAAUCCGCGCGUGAGCGUGACCCACAAGUACAAGUAUCUAAUCGUGCUGCUGGCCAUGCGAAAGGCGAAAGCCUGGCAGCGAACGCAGAUGCGCCAGAUCUUUGGCUAUCUGCUGCGGCAGCGCUACAAUGUGGAUGUGCUGCUGCUCCGUGUGAAGCUGGCGCCGGGCGGCAGCACCGUGGCCAGCUAUAGCUAUGCGCCGUAUGCCUCGGCACGGCGCUGCGACUCGACGGAGCCGCUGGCCUGGCCGCUGGGCCAGGCGCGGCUGGAGCAGCUGUAUCCAAGCAACAAGCUGGCCAAUCUGCACGGCUGUCCGCUGCGCGUCAUUGUCUGGCAGAUCCUGCCGUAUAUGGAGCUGCAUGGCAAUGGGCGCAUUUCCGGCUUGGACGCGGACAUACUGCAGCUGCUGGCGGCGCGGCUCAACUUCAGCCUGGCGCUGCUGGCGAACGAGCCGCCGCAGCUGAUAGGCGGCGCCAGCUAUAUGAAUGGCAGCAUGACCGGCGCCUUUCGCAUGCUGCUGGAGCAGCGCGCCAAUCUGACGCUGGGCUUUACCGCCUGCCUGGCCGCUCGCUAUAAGUAUCUGGCCAGCACGCUGCCCUAUGGCCAGGUGGAGUAUGUCUUGGUGCUGCGCCGGGCGCGUCCGUUUAGCCUGUACGAGAUUAUGCUGUUGCCCUUUGAACGCUCCGUUUGGCUGUUGCUGUUCGUGCUGGCUGCAGUGCGUCCGUGGUGCCGGCUGCCGGCGCAGCUGCAGCUGGCCUGGGUGCUCUUCCUCUUUCUGCUGCGCAUCAGCUACGAGAGCUGCGUUUUUGUGCUCGUGCACAAUGCGCCGCGCCGCUCGCUACCGCACAGCCUGGAGCAGGCCCUGCAGCUGGACUAUAGCUUCAUUGUCGACCAUGCCACGUAUCGGAUGACAGAGCUGCUGCCGGCUCUGAAGGCGCGCUCGCGCAUCCUGCCCGGCCAGCCGGUGGACAUGUUCGAGCAGCUGCUGGCCCAGCCGCCGGACAAGCGGGUCGCCGCCAUCAGCACGCCGCAUUUUCUGGCCCACUAUCUGAGCGGGCGGCGCGAGCAGCAGCCGCUGUUCGUUCUCGCCAGCCGCAAGAUCUUGGACAACAUGGCCUGUGUGCACUUUCCGCUCGGCUCCUAUCUGACCGCCACCGUCGACCGGGUGCUCUUCAAUAUGCGCAGCUCCGGCAUCAAUCAGCACAUCGCCAAUCGCCUCACCACCAUUGUCGCCCGGCUGCACCACAGGCGGGGCACCGCCUCCUCCUCCUCCUCCUCCAUAUCCACGGAUCAUGCGGCACGGUAUAAGGAGUCCAUGCGUUUCAUCUAUGCCGCUCUUAAUUGUCUGCUCAUCGCCGAAUCCCUCACGCUUGCCAUAUUCGGCUUGGAGCUGCUCAGCCUGCGCCUGCCCUGGCUCGCCAGGCUUUUCCGGCGUCUCUAG